This is a messenger RNA of Schizosaccharomyces osmophilus, 429 nucleotides long. RefSeq names its product transcription coactivator PC4 (gene sub1). Gene Ontology annotation, molecular function: DNA binding; transcription coactivator activity. The record is from RefSeq and is a predicted model, not a curated record. The transcript has 2 exons. NCBI's taxonomy places the organism in Eukaryota, Fungi, Ascomycota, Schizosaccharomycetes, Schizosaccharomycetales, Schizosaccharomycetaceae. Gene Ontology annotation, biological process: positive regulation of transcription initiation by RNA polymerase II. The coding region runs from base 1 to 429 and encodes 142 amino acids.
AUGGUAGGAAAACGCGCUCCCAAAGGAAGUGAAGUUGCUGGUAGCAAGAAACAAAAGACAGAAAAUAGUAAAGAAGCUCAUUGGAAAUUGAAUGAUUCUGGUAAAAAAAGAGUGACUCUGUCGGAAUUUCGUGGAACUACUUAUGUGCACAUUCGUGAAUAUUAUGAAAAGGAUGGAGAAAUGCUCCCUGGAAAGAAGGGAAUUGCAUUGAAUCCGAAUGAAUGGAUGCAAUUCAAACGUAUGGUUGGAGAGGUCACCAAUGCUCUCGGGCUAGUAGAUGAGGACGAAGAUGAGGAAGAGAAGAAAGAAAACGGGGAUUCUGGAACGAAGAAAAAUGAAGAACAAGAAUCAACCGAUGCCAAGGAUGAACCUAAGCAAGAAGAAGAAUCCAAAGAGGAGAAUCAAUCAGGCAGUGAAGACGAAGAAUAG